This is a messenger RNA of Chaetomium globosum CBS 148.51, 846 nucleotides long. RefSeq lists its product as uncharacterized. Bases 1 to 846 code for a protein of 281 amino acids. Lineage: Eukaryota; Fungi; Ascomycota; Sordariomycetes; Sordariales; Chaetomiaceae. Gene Ontology annotation, molecular function: fatty acid synthase activity; 3-oxoacyl-[acyl-carrier-protein] synthase activity. The transcript has a single exon. Gene Ontology annotation, biological process: secondary metabolite biosynthetic process; fatty acid biosynthetic process. The record is from RefSeq and is a predicted model, not a curated record.
AUGGUUCGGCCUGCGCCUGUUGAACGGCUUGACCUGCCGCAUACCGGAGACCAUGCGAAGACGCAAUGGUGGGGGAACUUCUUAAACGAUCCCGACGCCUUCGAUCACAAGUUCUUCAAAAAGUCUUCCCGCGAGGCCGUUGCGUGGGAUCCCCAACAGAGAAUCCUGCUCGAGGUUGUGUACGAAGCCUUGGAGUCUGCGGGCUAUUUCGGCCCUUCGGCGGCUUCGGAACCGCUCGACUACGGCUGCUAUAUCGGUGCAGUCAUGAACAACUACUACGACAACCUCUCUUGCCACGCCGGCACCGCCUACGCCACGGUUGGAACGUCCAGAUGCUACCUCAGCGGUUGCAUGAGUCAUUACUUUGGAUGGACCGGUCCGUCCCUGACGAUCGAUACCGCGUGCUCAUCCUCCCUGGUUGCCAUCAACACGGCCUGCCGAGCCAUCUGGUCCGGUGAAUGCUCUCGGGCCGUCGCCGGGGGAACUAACGUCAUCUCGAGUCCUUUUGACUAUCAAAAUCUCGCAGCCGCCGGGUUUUUGAGUCCAUCAGGGCAAUGCAAGCCGUUCGACGCUGAUGCUGAUGGUUAUUGCCGAGGCGAGGCCGUGGCGGUUGUGGUUCUCAAGCCGCUCGCGGAUGCCGUUAAGGAAAACGACAAUAUCUUGGGCGUCAUUGUCGGGUCUGCCGCGAACCAGAACCACAACGUUAGCCAGAUUACGGCGCCACACUCGGGCUCGCAGGUUAAGCUUUAUAACAAAGUUAUGGAGCUCAGCGGGGUGAAACCAGAAGAUGUGUCAUAUAUCGAAGCCCAUGGAACUGGAAGUAAGUCAACGCCCUUGUCCCAAUGA